This is a messenger RNA of Misgurnus anguillicaudatus (oriental weatherfish), 2807 nucleotides long. Its product is annotated as tetratricopeptide repeat protein 24. The record is from RefSeq and is a predicted model, not a curated record. Lineage: Eukaryota; Metazoa; Chordata; Actinopteri; Cypriniformes; Cobitidae. Gene Ontology annotation, molecular function: protein binding.
AGGAAACAGGUUGAGUCUCAGUAAAAACAUGUUGGCUACAUAUAAAAUACAAAGACAUUUACUAACUAAAUCACACAGUCUAAAGAUGAAGAAACUCGCACACAACUCCGUUUUCUAUAUAUUACUGAUAUAUAAAUGAAUUCGUCCUAUAAAUAUCAGAUGUCGUUUCCAUGGAGACGAACAUAAACUGUGCGAAGUUGCGAACAGCACCUGCUCAGGUGUACAGAGAUAGAGAGACAAGAAGAGAGACGGAGAGAGAGAGAGAGAGAAACGCGUGGAUGCAUCACGACAUGACUUUAAAGAGUAAAUAUGAAGAAUAUCACGCGAUCAUCACACUCUUCUCUAUUACUGCUAAGCAUCAUGUGUUCCCUGUUGUGUAAUUUGUUGUAAGUUCAUGGCCUCUGAUGGGUCUCCGGUCAGAGAUGUUCAUGAGAAUCAGAAGAAGAAGAAAGCAGUUAAGAUCAGGAGACAAAGAUCUGAUGUGGAGGACACAGAGACACAGGUGGAGAUUCAGAGACUCACUGAGGAUGGACAUGCAGCGCUGCAGACCGGAGACAAUACUGCAGCUGUGCAGUGCUUCAAAAACGCAUUGAAAGCUGCCACAAAGUUGAGUGAGGGGAGACUUCAGAGGUCUUGUGCAUUUAACCUGGGAGCAGCGUAUGUUGAAGCAGGAAGACCUCAGAAAGGGCUGGACCUUUUGUCUCGCUCUCAGUCGGGUGAGAGAGGCGAACGGAUCGCAGACCUGCAGUAUAAUCUUGCGACAGCUCACGAAGCCCUGAGGGACUGGACCCGGGCCGCCCGACACUACCUGCAGGCCGCACAGCUGUACCGCUCGCAGGGAGAUGCAUGUGCUGAGGGAGACACAUGUGUUAGACUUGCUCAAUGCCAUCUGAAGAGAAAGGAGUGGAAUGAGGCUGUAGACGCUUUCAGACGCGCUGCUGAGAGUUAUAAACUAGCAGGAAACACAUCAGCAGCCGCGCUGACCCUAAAGGAUGCUGGGAAACACAUGCUGGAGAGUGACAGCUGCACUGCUGAUGACAUCAUCACCGUGUUGACAGACAGCUUGGAGAUGAGCAGCGACAUCACAGAUCAAGAGACGCAGGGCAAGCUUCUGAUGGAUGUGGGUUUAAGUUUUACUCAGCUGAGGUUGUUCUCUGAAGCAGCUGAAUGUUAUGAACAGGCUCUUCAUCUGGUCACAUCUAAACCACACCGACUGGCGGUGAUUCUGCAGAAUCUGGGUGCUGUUCACAAUACUUUGGGUCAAUAUGAAGAGGCUCUGAAAUACCACAAAGAGGCAGCAGCGAUACACGGCUCUCUGGGUAGUCGUGGUGCACAGGGUCGGUGUUUCAGUAAUCUGGGCUUUGCUCUGGUGGAACUGGGUGAACUGGAGGAGGCGUGGGAGAGUUUCUUACAUGCACAACAGGCAUUCAGAGACACAGAUGACCCAUCCGGUCAGUGGCAGGUCUGUGAAGGUCUCGGUGGGAUCAAACUACAGAUGAGAGACCCAGACAAAGCCUCUCAAUAUUAUAAAGAUGCUUUACAACUGCUGUGUAAAUGCCAGGAUGUAUCGAGUUCAGUACAGGAACGACUGGUCACUAAACUGAGUGAAGCAUUACAGCAGAAGCUGCUACUCCAGCAGGUUGGACCCCCGAUACAACGAGGUGCACCAGAGAGACAACAUAACAGACAGCAGAAACGGCGGGCAGCAGUGAUCUCUGACAUGCAACAGAACAGAAGACAGAUGCUGAAUGGACACACGCAUGAAGAGGCAUCUGGAGACAGAAAACCCCACGGUAAAGUGAUGAUGUCAUCAGAGUCAAUGCCAGAGACCAACAGGAAUCUGAACAACACUUAUGAGAAGGCAGAGAUCCAGCCGGAGAUCUUCAGUGGAGAAUCUACAGAAGACGAUUUGUCUUCUGAAGCUACAAAGCUGAAGCCAGUACACAUGAACGGUGGCCAGGCAUCAGUCAGAAGUGCAGUGACUCCGCCUUCUAAACAGCCUGACAGCAGUAAGGCCACGCCCAUCACAAGGAGAUUGACAUCCAGAUUCUGCACAGUCAUGUGACUAACACACGCGUGUAGAGACGACUCUUCUGGAAGAUAAAAACACAGCUGCCAUCUCUGAACAUUCAGACUACAAACACACUACAAAUUUAGCCGAGGGAUCAAAUAAAGAGACUUCAUCUGCACUCAAGAGAUCUGAUUAAUGACAUCAUCGAUAUCUGAGAAACUGUCUGAUCUUUACACAUGACAUAUCGACUCAAAAUAAAAUGUAUAUAGCUUGUUUUUUACAUUCAUUUUUAAAUUAAAUUGCUGGUGAAUGUGGAGCUGCUUGGGUCUCUCUCUCUCUCUCUCUCUCUCUCUCUCUCUCUCUCUCUCUCUCUCUCUCUCUAAUUUUAUUAUGGUUCUAGUCAGCACAUUGGCUAUUAGUCCACAGGAUUCUUCAUCUUCAGCACUUUCUUCUGUGCUCAGCUCAGGAUUAUUACAGUGAGAUGAGAAUCUUCAUCAUCAUCAUCAUCAGCUGUGUAACUCAAUGGAUUGAGAGAUGUGGAUGUUGAGGAAUGAUGUGCUUUUAUUGACCCACAUGGAUUUCUUACUAAAGAAAGCAAGCGUUGAAACUCUCUCUGGGAUUAUACAGGCAUUUACUGUAUGACCUUCAAUGACUAAAUCAUUCAGAACGUGUAAAGAUGGAAACGCAGUGUUGUGGAUAUAAUCCAGAGUUUAUGAGGAUUACAGUUAAAGCAGACUGAACUUCUGUUUAUGAGAAUCUGAAACACGAUAACACGUAUCGUCCUUCAUGUGACCGU